AUGGAUCAACCAUUCACCACCAUAUUCUCAACUCAAUCAACUGAUCCACCCCAUCCAUCCUCACCUAUUGAUGAAACCGUGGCUGCUGAUGUUGAAACCGAUAACGAAGGCUUUGGAGGAACGUUCGAAGCUCUUCAUUUUGAUCAAGACGAAGAAGAUUUCCCUGACCACAUGCUGAUGACCAUGAAGCAGUUUAAGAUUUUGGAUUCGAAAUUGAAUUCUAUCUUGCAAUCCCAAGCAGAUGUGGGCAGUGGUGGAGUUACAAGCAUGGAAGUUGAUUCAUUAAUGAAGGUGAUGGAAGGAAGGGUGAUUUCGAAGGCAUCAGGGUUGAUUAGGGAUUCGGAGAGUCGAGUUCUUGAGAAGGUUAAUCAGAAUGAUAUUUCUAUAGAGAAUCGAGUCAAUUCCCUGAGAUCUGAUUUUGUGACGGAUUUAAAGGAUCUAAAGAUUGUUACGAAGGAGCGUCAUGUGCUCUUCGUACAAGAAGUCAAGAAGGUACGCGAAGAUGUUAACUUGUAG
Molecule: messenger RNA, 516 nt
Organism: Lactuca saligna
Lineage: Eukaryota; Viridiplantae; Streptophyta; Magnoliopsida; Asterales; Asteraceae
Source: the annotation of a GenBank genome assembly